CUUGACCCAGCAACAGCAUGCCAGCUCCUUUCCGCCAUGGACGAUCUUGUCCUCGCGCUUGCUUUGCCGUGCUGCCGCUUCUACAAUCCCUGACAUUACACCUCCCCCGUACCGCCGUUAGUGCCUAGCGUUUUUCCUGUAGCAUUUCGUGUUGUGGGUACUACUGAAGGCGCCGAGGUACCUCGCUUGCUCCGUUAGAGGAUGACGCCCGAUUGACUCUACCUUCCCCGUCUCCGUAAUGCAGGCUCUUUAAUCACGCCAUCUCUUCACAAUACCGUUAGCUAGGUCCACUAUUAAGUACAGUUAGUUCCCUUUUUGUUCUUUCUUUAUCUAUUGCUACCCUACAAUCUCGAUCGCCUCUCGCGUUAGUCGCCAAUGGAAGCCACCAGAAGCAGCAGCAAGCUCUUCAAUAGAUAGCGCCUAGCGCCAGGGACUCAGCUCGCUCCGCCUGGCGCCGCUGCUCCGGCUUACUCACGACCGAGCGUCCACAGAUGGGAGACGACAUGGCCGCUCCGCCCACGCCGAGGCUCGCGGGAGGCUCGCCGCGGAUCCUCGUGGCCGUCGACGAGUCGGACGGCGCCGAGGCGGCCUUCCGCUACGCGCUCACCCUGCUGCGGCGCAACGACAACAUCUAUGUGCUGCACGUGCUGGACCCCACCACGGUGUCAGCGUGGCGGGCAGACGCCCAGCAAGGCGGGGCAGGCAGCAGCAGCGAGGUGGAGGCAGCGAUGGACGCGAGAGUGGAUGCUCUGCUCAACCGGUACCGCAAGCUGGCGCAUGUUAGUGGGGUCAUCUGCCACGGGGUGUCGCGCAAAGCCAGCGAUCGGCGGCAGGAGGUUUGCCAGGCGGUGGUGCGGCAGGACAUAGAGCUGCUGGUCGUGGGGACCAGGCAGCUCAGUGCCGUGGCGAGAGCCAUCAAGGGCAGUGUGAGCGACUACCUCCUGCACAACUGCUCCUGCCCGGUGCUCGUGGUGCCCUGGGAGCACAUGCUCAAGUUUAAGAGCCUCUCCUCCUUCAAAUCCCGCUAGCCUCUCGCUUGGUUUCAAGACAAUCCAUACACUCGCCUUCCGUAUGUGGCACUACCCCCUCGUCCUCUCAGCUGCUCCUGCCCGGUGCUCGUUGUGCCCUGGGAGCACACGCUCAAGUUCAAAAGCCUCUCCUCCUUCAAGUCCCGAUGACCUCGUACGAUUCUCGCCUGAUAUGCGGCACUGCCCCCUCAUCCUCUCAACGGUUCCUGCCCUUUCCCUGUGGUCCUAUUGGUGCCCUGGCCUGGCCCGUGGGAACACAUGCUCAAAGUCAAGAGCCUCUCCUCCAAGUCCUACUAGCCUGCCUUCACUCCCAGCAUACUCGUCAAAAGCUCAUUACUCCUCCCAGAAUGUGCUGCAGCCAGCACAUGUUAGAUUACGAGAAUGAUGACUAGAAAGAGAAACAGGGAACAUAUAGCAGUUGGGUUGUACUCACUACGAGCACACACCGAUACUAGCCUAUAACUUCUACAUGCGUGCCAUGUAUAAGUUGACACACCCCCUAGGCUAGAGAAGGGGUGGUGCAAGCAAGAAGCACACAGCUCAGGGCGGCACUACUAGUAAUUGUGAUGAUACAUCCUGAGAAAAUCUUUCCGACGCAACAAGAAUCGCUUCAAUCAGAGCAAGAACGCGAAAGCUAUGAAGAUUCAAAGUUCAUGAGCUUGCGUUACAAUUGCGGCGGUUACAAAGUGAAGUUGUGGGGUGACUCUAUAUGAAGUUGGGACCUUUGGGGUUGGGGAAAUUCGUCACUCUACUGUAGCAGCUGCAAAUUGGUUGGGAACAACCAAGCUAGGUUGGCAAGGGUGGCCAACUUGGAUGGAUUGGUUGGGAAGGGACAAAUGUCAAAGUUGGGAUUCCUAUAGGG
Molecule: messenger RNA, 1890 nt
Organism: Closterium sp. NIES-67
Lineage: Eukaryota; Viridiplantae; Streptophyta; Zygnematophyceae; Desmidiales; Closteriaceae
Source: the annotation of a GenBank genome assembly